AUGCGGACGACGACCUAUGGCCUGCCGCUGGCCUCCAUGGCGUGCGCCGCCACGCUCCGUGUGCUUGAGCUCGAGAGCUGCAACUUCGAGCCGCCGUUGUCCCCGCGCCGGGCUUUCCCGUGCCUGACGGAGCUGCGGCUGCGCCACUGCUUUUUCAAGGAAGGGUGUCUCCAGGCCAUGGUCGACGCCGCGCCGGCGCUCACCAGCCUGUCACUGGACAGAGUCUCUCAACAGCCGCCGGAUUCAGCCUUCCAGGCCAUGCCGGCCUAUUGCUGGGUGCCCUUCCGGCUCCGCUGCUUGACAGCCACCACCCUGGAGCUAAAGACCUACUCCGUGGGCGCUGAGGAGGAGGACCUCGCCCGCAUCGGCAUCGAGCUCGACAUGCCGAGCCUGCGUUACUUCCGCUACACGGGGGACGCCAUCAAGCUGUCGUUGGCAUCGCCGGCGCCGGGUCUGUCAAGCGUCGACCUGAACGCCAGUCUCCGCGGAGAGCAGUCGCAGUGGGAGCCCACGUCACGUAUGCUCGUAAGCUUCUCCAGCACAAGGGCCUUGAAGCUGCACGUCAACUGCAUGAACGACAUCAUCUACGGCGAGGAGGAGCACGGCGGGGCCAUCCUGCCAACCUUCCCGAACCUCAAGCUCCUCGAACUAGACGAAUUCUUCGAGUACACGAGCAGCAGCGCCGCGUUGGCAAUGGCGAGGCUGCUCCGCUCCUGCCCGGUCAUGUCCGAGCUCCGGCUCAACUUGAACAUGACGCGGUGGUACCGCGACGACGAGCCCAAGACCAAUGAUCCGGCCAGAAGCCCCUUCGCCCAAUCCAUGGACCGAUUCAACAGGCUCGCAUCCAUGACUGCUUCCUCGCGUCGGGUCUCGGAGCUCCCCGCGGUCUUGACAGACGACGGCGCGUUCACCUGCUUGCAGACGAGUCUGCGGAAGGUGACGCUGCAGUUCAAUGCCAAUGAGUUGGACUGCUUCCAGGUCCAGCUCGCCAAGUUCCUGGUGGAGAACGCCAUGGUUCUCGAGGAGAUGCACGUCGACGACGGGAACACGUUCUGGCUGGACCACCUCUGCAACAAGCUCGAAAGAUGGAGAGCUGAUUCGUUCCGCAGGAGGAACCUGACGGACACGGCCCGCUUUCGGGUGCACCACCUAGAAUAG
Messenger RNA from Triticum turgidum subsp. durum (durum wheat), 1158 nucleotides. NCBI's taxonomy places the organism in Eukaryota, Viridiplantae, Streptophyta, Magnoliopsida, Poales, Poaceae. The record is from the annotation of a GenBank genome assembly.